CAGGAGGCCGAUGGAGGGAGGAGAACGCUUUUUUCGCAAGCCACGCCGCAAAUCGACGGCGUCCGUCGCGAGCGCGGCGGAAAGCUCGCGUCUAACCCGGGGGAAGGGGCGUUGUCCCGCGCUCCGUCGCUCGGGCGUUUUUGACUCGCCUCGGCUCUGCUCUCUCGACAAACUCCGAGGGGGGUUCUCUUGUUCCUCCGAGCGAACCUCGAGUCUGCUCCAUCUCAUUAACAAACCCAUCUGCUCUGCUGGGGUUUCGUUUAGCGGCUAGCUUUGCGUACAGUAAAACGCCAGCAACAGUGCACACAUCAGCAAAACAUAGAUGCUUCGGGGUCAGUUUUUUUCCUCAACUCGUUUCACUGUUCCACCAAUCGGGUGGGGUAGAUACUGAAACCAAACGCAGCAGCAGGCACAGCACAGCAUUGCUGCGGGCCGCUCUUGUCGGGGAUGCCGCUCGCCGUGCAAUUGAAUGAUCAGGUCUCCCGCGAUUGGCCGAUCGUUUUUCCAGAGUCUCCUCGUGAAAGCUUGAAACCCCUCCCGCCACCAAGCGGACUCCGCUCCGCCUAGAUCUCCCCGCUCCGAGGCUGCGUUGGGCGCACUGCCGCCAUUCCCCUCGUUCAUGCACCGCUGAGCGCGCCGGGCUGGGGCGGGGGAGGCUCUGCUAGAAAACACCCCUGAUAGGCUCUCGGGUGGAAGACAUUCUGGUCGGAUUCCCGUCGGUCUGGCGGCAUGGCGGUAGCGGAUACACCAGCAGUCGCUGGGUUACACGGUAUUACACCAGCAGUGCUGUGGUAGCAAGCUGAGCCUCGAGAUGAUGAGAAGGAUGAGAGGCAAGAGCAAGCAGCGUUGUCAAGUUGCGGCGGGAAACUUGCGCGUGGCUCCGACUCCGUCGUUUGGUCCAAACAUCCGUCUCUGCCUCUUAGCGACUUAGACGGACGGUGCCCGCGGUAGGGGGAGUACUGUACGCUGCUGCUGCCGCUCCGAGUAGGCGGGAACAGAAUCCGUCGGUGUCCGACUGUUUCAGUCUAGUUGACGUUUGGUUGGUUGGUUGACCUCCCAUCCCACGUUCCACUGGAAAAAAUGAGAGCGCUAGAAAUUGGCGCGUGAAAAUGGAUCCGCCAGGGCUUGAAGGCCGACGAUUGGUGGUGUGCCUCUCGCAACGUCGACGAAUCUCGGAAGCCCAGUAGGGCCCGUGACACUGUAGUGCUAUUAGACCUGAGGUUCUGUCAUCAGAAAGCCGAGUAUUACUCGUAGGGUUCUAGUAGGGCCCGUGACAGUGUUGCGACUGAGUGACGGCGCUUGAUGGAUGGCUCUCAAAUCUCAAGGCUCAACGUCGCCGCAGUCUAGACCUCGGGAGACUUACUAACCAGACGGAGAUGACUAACUAUUUCUGUUAGACGAGUAGUACUACUAAUUCGUCCCAGCUUUUGUACGAGUUCAGUCGCGUUACCAGCGAAUUAGACUGUUCUUUGUGCUUGAAACUUGGGUUUCCACAAUAUAGGCCGGCCACUCACACCCACGCACUUAGCUGAGCGUAGCGGGACGCUGUCUUCCAGGCCUGAGCGGCCGCGGGGGAUGUUACGGUCGCGGGGAGUAGAUGAGGAAGGCGAGGACAUGGGCGAAACCGCCGUUCACCCCGCAGUAGAGGGGGUAGAAAGGGGCGGAAAAACGGUCGGAGGUGCAAGCGGGGGCCUCGCGGCAGAGUCCGUGGGGAGGCUUCUGGCGAUGGCGGAAGAGAGGGGGAAUUCGGGGGGGGAGGCGGAAGAGGAGGCGGAGGACGAGGGGCUGAGCGACGAUGAGUUGGACAUCGAUGAGUUGGAGAAGAGAGUGCAACGGGAUCAGGUUAAGCUGCAGCGGUUAAGGGAGAUGCGGAAAGCUAAGGAGGAGGCGCAACGGGCGCGGCAGAAGAAGCUGCAGGAGCCUGCCAUGCGCAAGCGGAUGGCCAGAGCCCAAGAUGGUAUCUUAAAGCACAUGCUGCGCAUGAUGGAGCUGUGUCAUGCGCGCGGGUUCGUCUACGGCGUCAUCCCCGAGUCGGGCAAGCCCGUGGGCGGCAGCUCCGACAACCUCCGAGCCUGGUGGAAGGACCGGGUUAGGUUCGACAAGAACGGGCCGGCAGCUCUGGCGAAGUUUGAGGCGGAGAGGGCGGCCGCGAUGGGGGGAGGGGGCGGCGGGGGGGAGGGCGGGGGAGGGGGAGGGGGGCUUGCGCCCACGUGCAUGCCGCUGCACUCGCUGCUAGAACUGCAGGACACAACGCUGGGGUCUCUACUGUCGGCGCUUAUGCAGCACUGCUCCCCUCCCCAGCGCAAGUUCCCCCUAGACAAGGGCGUGGCGCCCCCCUGGUGGCCCUCCGGCAACGAGCCGUGGUGGGCGGCGCUCUCCCAGGGGCUGGGGCUGAAUCAGAUCACCAGCCCGGGCGGCGGAGAAUCCUGCCUGCCGCCCUACCGCAAGCCGCAUGAUCUGAAGAAGGUGGCCAAGGCGGCUGUGCUGGCGACUGUCAUCAAGCACAUGCUGCCGGACGUGGCUAAGAUAAGGCGGCUUAUUCGGCAGAAUAAGGGCCUGCAGAACAAGAUGUCGGCCCAGGAGACCAGCAUAUGGCUCGCAAUACUGAACAACGAAGAACGCGCGAUCAAGAUUCAAAACGGUGAACUCCCUACCACUGUGGCUGCUGCUGGUACUGCUGCUGCUGCUGCUGCUGGUACUGGGACUGGGGCUGGUGCUGCUGUUGCCACUGCCAGUGCUGGUAAUGCGGUCGGGCAGGAAAGAAGCUCCAACGGCCUGCCCGCAGGCAGGUCGACAAACAACUUGCAGCUUUUUGAGGCCGGCGGUGGCCCUGCGACCAGCUCGGCCGGGCAGCAAAACGGGCAGCGGAGAACAGAGAGAUCUGGAGCAGGGGGCGGAGGAGGAGGAGGAGGAGCAGGGGGAGGAGGAGAGGAGGAGGAGGGGGAUGAGUGGGAUAUUGAGGAGGAUUAUGAUCCAUACAGCAGUGAUGGACAGCGACAGAAGAAGAGGCGGCAGAGACGAAUGGCAGGGGUAGGGGCAGGAGGAGGGAUGUCAGGGGGAAUGGCAGGAGCCGAAAUCCCUGCUGCUGCUGCUGCUGCUGCUGCUGUGGGGGGGCUUGGAGGAGGGGUGGAAGGGAGUGCAGGGGAGGGGAGUAGGGACCAAGGAGGGGCGCUGGUUGCGGUUCAGACAGCUGAGCUUGUCAGGGAGGUGCCGGACGGUGCGUGGCAGUUGAGUGCGGUGCAGGACGGUUCUGCGCAGUUGAGUACGGUGCAGGACGGUUCUGCGCAGUUGAGUGCGGUGCAGGACGGUGCUGGGCAAGUGCUGGUCCCUUGCGCUUGCUGCAACGGCCAAGUGCAUGGGGCACGUUUGGAGCCAGCUUCAGCAGCGUCAUAUGCAGCAGCAGCAGCAGCAGGAGGAGGAGGAGGAGGAGUAGGAAGAGGGACCCAUACCCAUGCCCAUCCCCAUGCCCAUCCACUUGCCGAUCCCCAUGUGCACAUGCUUGGAACUUAUGUUUUGGACGUCGGCCCGGCACAAGAUGAUAACCGAACGUUUUUCUGCCCGUUCCCGACCUGCCCAAGGAGCCGGGCAGGCUGCGGUUUUCCUGAUCGGGCUGCCCGGAACGGCCAUCAAACUAUUUGCCCUUACCGGGAUGCUGCUGCUGCUUGUGUCACCUCUCCUCCUGCUGCUGCUUCUGCUCCCGGUGCUACUGCUGCUUCUGCUGCCGGUGCUGCUGCUGCGUCUGUUGCUGGUGCUGACGGUGCUGCUACUGAUGCUACUGCUGCUGCUGCUGCUGCUGCUGCCACUUGUGCUGCUACCAGCAGCGCUGAUGCUGCUUCCCUUGCCCCCCUUCGCCCCCACUCGUCCUACUCGUCCCUUCUCAAGCUCCCCUCCGCUGCUCCUCCUAUCAGCCUCCCCCCACCUGCCACUCCCCGCACCACCACCCCUGCCAUAGUCACUCCUGGUACAAUCACCUCCCCCUCUACCACCCCUGGUAUGGUCACUCCUGGCUCGGGCACUCCCGCUUUAGUCACUUCCGUGCAGCCAUCCCAACCCAUACAAGCACAGGCACAGGCACAUGCACAAGCACAGGCACACGCACACGCACACGCACAUGCACACGCACACGCACACGCACACGCACACGCACAGGCACAGGCACAGGCACAGGCACAGGCUCAGGCACAAUCACAAGCGCAAUCACAAGCACAAGGACAAGCACUUAGUAUGCAUGAGAAUUUGGCAUGGCAGUCGCAGGCAGGGGCACCACAUCUGUCCCAAGCCUUUGCUUCAGGAAUGGUAAUGCCGAACCAGCAGAUGUACCAGCAGCCAUACCAACACCUGCACCUGAACCACCACCCGAACCACCAUCCAAACCAGCAGCAGCAGCAGCAGCUGUUCCUGCCGUUGAUGCAGAUGCAAUCAAUGGCUGAAGACGGUCCUGCUUAUCCCCAUAUGGCCGGUUCUGGUGAUGUGAAUCAACCCAUGGGGGGGCAACUCAUGCAUUCUUCAAGCAUAGCGGUAGCCCCGUUUUCUCAUCCCUCCAACACAUUAGCAGCAGCAGCAGCAGCAGCAGCAGCAACAGCAACAGCAGCAACAGCAGCAGGAACAGCGAGUGCCUUUAUUGUUGCCCCAUAUCACACCUCCUCGCUCCCUUCCUCUCUCUCCUCCUCUCUCCCUCACGCCACAUCUCACCCGCACUUGUCCCCACACACUCACCUCCUCCCCCCUCACUUCCACACUCACUCUCAUGCCUACUCCCAACACCACCAUCUCAUCCCCUCCCAGUCUCUGCCGAACCUUGCUGCCGGGCCUCCAUCCCAGACCUCCAUCCCAGGCUCGGCAAUGGGCUCGUACCAAGCACCCCAGACCAUGCUUCUAGGAGCACCGCUCCUGAGCAACAGCUUCGGUCCGGGGGGUCAUACUGCCGGACCUCAUCUUGCCGGACCUCAUCCUGCCGGACCUAAUGAGCCCAAUACGGCUAGACUGGAGCUUGUUUCACCAACCAUUAUUCGAUCCCGGUCACGAGGCCAGGCACACCCCGUGCACGCAUACCCGUUACAAGCCCAUUCGUUACAAGCACAACUUCCCAACGGAGCUGCUGCUGCUGCUGGAUCUGCGUCUGCAUCUGGUUCUGCCUCACAGCCAGCAGCCUCUGCUGCCGCACCUAGAGCAACCAUGCCUCCUGCUGCUGCCGACGCUACUGCUACCACUACCGCUGCUGCUGCUGCUGCUGCUGCUGCUGCUGUUGACAGGAAUCCUGUUGUUGCUGCUGCUGCUGCUGUUGACAGGAAUCCUGUUGUUGCUGCUGCUGCUGCUGCUGCUUCUGGGGGUGCUGGUGCUGGUACCGCUGCUGCAGUGCGAGCAGCAUCGGUGGUGCUGGAGGGGGGAGAGGAGGCGGACAUAGGCGAAAUGCUAGGGGAAGACGGGGAGGGGGGCACAGAUGGGGGAAGGGAUGCCGCUGCUGCUGCUGCUGCUGCUGCUGCUGCUGCUGCCGGUGUUGCUGGUGCUGGGGGUGCCGAUAGUAGCCGGAUGGAUGAAGAAAACCACGAUGCCACUGUGGCUGCUGCUGGUGCUGCUGGUGCUGCUGCUAGUGCUGCUGCUGGUGAGGCGAGUGGGGUGGGUACUGCACCCCUGGUCACAGCAGAAGGAGCAGCAGCCGUAGCAUCAACCGUAGCUGCAGCAGCACCAGCUGCAGAAGCUGUAAGAGGAGCAGCACGAGCAGCAGCAGCAGGAGAGGAUCAGCGGCACACCCACCACCAGCAGCAACAGCAGCAGCACCAGCAACAACUGCUACAGCAGCGGCAGCAGCAGCCAUUUGGGUUGUCAAACGCAGCAGCUCAGCUUAUCUCUGGAACCCUCGGCAUUGCAGGGAGCCAGGAGCAGCUGCCCGAAUUCACUGCCUGCAACCCCGAGUCAGGUGCACAACACACCCCCCUGCAGCAUUCCCACGUCCCACAUACGCCUGCCUCUGGUCUACCUGGCCCACAACACACCUCCCUGCAACAUUCACAUACCUACCCUGAUGUCAGUCGCCCUCAGAUUGUUGUUCGCAGCUCGUCACAGGGUGCCACGUGGCAGAGUGGGAGAGAGGCAGUGAGAGAAGGAGGGGGAGGAGUAGCGGAGGGAGCAGAGAUGGGAGAAGAGGGGAGGACAUUGCAGCGGCAGCAGCAUCAGCAGCAGCAGCAGCAGCAGCCGCAACAGCAGCAUGUGAAUCAGCAAGAGGGGCAAGAGGAUGCUACAAGAGCAACUGCUGAUGGUGGUGCGGGCGUUAGUGUUUCUGCUUCUGCUGCUGGUGCUGCUGGCAACACUGCUGCUGUUCCUCCUCCUCCUACUACUGGGGUUGAAUCUGCCGCUGCUUCUAGUGACGCCAAUUCUGAUGCCCCAGCUGUCUCUAUACCAUGCCGGCCCACACCUCUCCUUCCCCCCUCACACACUCUCUCACACGCCCCACACACUCUCUCACACUCCUCGCGCAUUCUUCAGAUGCCCCACCCCAAUCCCUACCUUUUACCCCAUGCCAUGUCACCCCACACUCACCCCUCCCUUCACCCUCCCUCACAUCCCCACUUAGGCCACCACUCUUCUCCCUUCAACCCUCCUCCCUCCCACAAUCAAGCAGGGGGGGUCCCCCACCCCUCCGCCACCUCCCCCCGCCCCUCUCUCAACCUCCCCCCGAACUUCCUCUAUCCCGGCUCCCCUUUCCGCCCUUCCCCCCAGUUCCCCUCACAUUCUCCCCUCCACUCCCCCCAAAUCCCUCCCACUUCCCCCAUCCGCCCCCCCUCCCCCUUCUUCCACUCCCUCUCCCCCAACAACCCCUCCCCUCACCAUACUCACCCCACUAAUUCCCCCAUCCGCCCCUCUCUCUCUCCCCCCUUCGCCCAGGCUCAGGCGCAGGCUCGGUCACCAACCUCUGCCCGGGCUCAGGCGCAGGCUCGGGCCCCGGCUGAAGUUCUGGCUCGGGCCGAACCUGAGGAGCAGGCUCGGGAGGAUCAGAUUAGGGAGCACUCCCAGGGAGGUUGCAGCAGGACGCACAGCCGAGCUUCGGUAGAGGAAAGGGGGAGUGAGAGAGGAGGAGGGGGGGAAGGGGAGAGAGGAGGGGAGAGAGGAGGGGAGCAAGAAGAGAGGGGAGGGGGGAGGGGAGAGGAGAUGGAGCCUUUACCCCCUGCUGUUCUAGAGAGAGGUAUGAGUUUCAGUAGCAGAAGAAGGAUGAGAGGAGGGAGUGGGCAAGGGCGACAGGUGGCAGGUGCUGAUUCGACUGCACAGCAGGAUGCAGCGGUUAGCGACAUGGACAGAAAUCUGGAAGCAAGAGGAGGAGGGGGGGAGGCGGGGGAAGCAACAGCUGGGACGGUAGCAGAGGGAGGAGCAAGAGCAGGAGGAGGGGGAGGAGGGGCAGGAGGGGAUGAGAGAGAGGGGCGCUGGUCGUUACUGAACCUGGCUGUAGGGUUACCAGCGGGGGAGCGGGGUGAGCAGCAGACGGAGCAUGCCAGUGGUGGUGGUGGUGGUGACGGUGCGUAUGAUGUGGCGUAUUCUUAUCCCCAUGCACACCUCCAUCCCCAUGCCCAUGCCCAUGCCCAUGCCCAAGCCCAAGCACAAGCACAAGCACAUGCACAUGCACAUGGGGCUUGGAACCCGCAUUCACCCACGCAGCAGCAGCUGCAGCAGCAGUAUCACCAGCAGCAGUAUCACCAGCAGCAGUACGAGCAGUUUCAGAUGCAGCAGCAGUACCAGCAGCAGCAGUCAGGGCCAACUCCAGUGCAGGGAACAGAGCAAGGAGCAGCAACCGGAGGGGGAGGAGUGAAUGUGGCAGGCUCAGGGAUGGCAAUGACCACUAUGAUGAUGCAAGGCGAAUCCCACAUGCACCAUGAAAUGAUGGGAGCAGGGGGAGGGGAUGGGGGGCAUGGAUUGGGCGGAGGUGGAGGUGGAGGAGGGGGGGGGCAGGAGGCGGGAGACGGGCAGCUGGAUGGAAUGAUGAUGGUGCAGAAUCUUCCGAUUCUCGACAACUUUGGAUUUGAUCCCUUCAUGGAUGAGGACCUCAUCUGGUACUUUGGGGCCUAGUUACUGUAUAUGUGAUCGGUAUUCGAUUAGGUGCAUAUAUGAUAUAAUUCAAUAUCUACUCUACUUCUGGAGGUUUGAGCUUUGCCUUGUGUAUAUAAAUUUUCAUGAAAUGG
This is a messenger RNA of Closterium sp. NIES-67, 8168 nucleotides long. The record is from the annotation of a GenBank genome assembly. Lineage: Eukaryota; Viridiplantae; Streptophyta; Zygnematophyceae; Desmidiales; Closteriaceae.